Charadrius vociferus (killdeer) is the source of this 1254-nucleotide messenger RNA. RefSeq names its product phenazine biosynthesis-like protein domain containing (gene PBLD). NCBI's taxonomy places the organism in Eukaryota, Metazoa, Chordata, Aves, Charadriiformes, Charadriidae. Gene Ontology annotation, biological process: biosynthetic process. The transcript is spliced from 9 exons. The record is from RefSeq and is a predicted model, not a curated record. Gene Ontology annotation, cellular component: cytoplasm. Gene Ontology annotation, molecular function: isomerase activity. The coding region runs from base 113 to 979 and encodes 288 amino acids.
CCUCCUGCCGUUAGGGAAACAUUAACCUGGGGUUCUGCUAUCCUUUGGGGGUAAAACAGGUCAGAAAGUACCUUGCAGAAAAGAGCUUAGGACUGAAUAGGCGCAAACGACAAUGCAAAUUCCCAUUUUUACGGUCGAUGCGUUUACAAACCGGCCAUUUUCUGGAAAUCCUGCUGCAGUUUGUCUGCUUGAAAAUGACUUGGAUGAAGAUUUGCACCAAAAAAUUGCAAGAGAAAUGAACCUUUCGGAAACAGCUUUCAUCAGAAAACUGCGACCUGGAGAUGACUUCACCAAAAGUUCCUGCUUUGGACUCAGAUGGUUCACCCCAGCCAAUGAAGUUCCUCUCUGUGGUCAUGCUACACUUGCAGCAUCUGCUGUGUUGUUUCAUGUACAAAAAAACACAAAUUCAGUUCUCACAUUUGUGACACUGAGUGGGGAAUUAAAAGCCAGACAAGUGGAAGAUCAUAUUGUCCUGGACUUACCACUUUACUUAACCUACCCACAGGUACUUCAGGAAGUAGAAGAGUUAAUAAAGACAGCUGUUGGUGACAUGAUUGUUCAAGAUCUCCGUUACUCUCCUGACACAAAGAAACUCUUAGUCCGUCUCAGUGAUGCUUAUGAAAGGUCUGUGCUGGAAGAACUGCAAGUGAAUGCACAACGCUUUUUGUCAGCUGAAAAGACAGGAAAGGUGAAAGGACUCAUACUCACUCUUAAGGGAAAUUCCAGUGGAACACAUAAAGGCCCUGAUUUUUACUCCAGAUACUUUGCACCUUGGUAUGGAGUUCUGGAAGACCCUGUUACAGGAUCUGCCCAUGCUGUUUUAAGCAGCUACUGGUCAGAGCAGCUGGGGAAGAAAGAAAUGCUUGCUUUUCAAUGUUCCCGCCGUGGAGGAGAGUUGAAGAUUUCACUGCGUAAUGAUGGAAGAGUUGACAUUGCGGGGCAAAUUGCUAUUGUACUAAAAGGAAACCUGACAUUCUGAAGAAAUUGACACUAACAAUUUCAUCUCCCACACCUUCAAAUUAUUCAUAUUAUGUUGAUUAUCUCUUAGCUCUAGGCAGUGAAUCACCACUGUCUUCACAAGUCUUUGAUUACUUAUUGUCCAUUUAAAAAAAUCGCUUGAAAAUGCUCAUUUCUGAUCUUCAAGAUCCUUGGUAUUGUUUUCUUCACUUUCAUCUUGGCACUUCAUAUGUACACUGACCUAAGAAACUGUUGAAGGACAGAUAUCUUGUUUUUCUGCUUUUAAAUGGUUCUUUU